This is a messenger RNA of Pectinophora gossypiella (pink bollworm), 4108 nucleotides long. RefSeq names its product metabotropic glutamate receptor 2-like. Gene Ontology annotation, biological process: G protein-coupled receptor signaling pathway. The transcript has 19 exons. Gene Ontology annotation, cellular component: membrane. Gene Ontology annotation, molecular function: adenylate cyclase inhibiting G protein-coupled glutamate receptor activity. The record is from RefSeq and is a predicted model, not a curated record. Bases 264 to 3356 code for a protein of 1030 amino acids. Lineage: Eukaryota; Metazoa; Arthropoda; Insecta; Lepidoptera; Gelechiidae.
GAGUGCGGACGUGUGAGCCCUAUUCCCGGUAUUUCGAAACUUUAUCCCGUACCCUUAGUGUUCGAAGUUUAGUGCGUGAUUGAGGUAAUUUUUUUUAAUCGUCAGUGAAUUGGUUUUCGUGUGAUGGUGUUUUGAGAUGUCCGUUAAAAAGGCAUAACACUACAUCUGGAGCUUGCAAUUGGAAAAUAAGAUAAAAAUGCCAGCGAUGCAUUUGACAAUAUGGACGAAGCAUUUAAGGAGGGCAUGAGACAAACAAAUCUAUCAUGCGUCCCGACCAGCUCUGGUUGGCGACCACCAUGCUGCUUCUCACUCUGCACCGCUCCGAAAUGAGACACCCGGGGGACUUCUCCGACUUGGACUUCUUCAACCAAAACCCCAACUUAAGACACCAUCACCGUCACAAACACAAGCAAGACCCCUUUUCCCACUUAAAAAUGUUCCCAAAUCCUGUUGAUUUUAAAAACGAUUUUGAUAAAAGUUUAGUUUACGAUAUUUUACCUUUGGAGAAUGAGAGGAAGAAUGAUUGGAUGAACAUGUCCAGCGAUCAGGUUGGAGAAAUGAAAGAUAAGAAGCAUCAUCCACAUUGGCCGAUUAAGAGGGAGGCUGUUAUUGAAGGGGAUUUGGUUCUUGGUGGUCUGAUGAUGGUGCAUGAGAGGUCAGACAACAUGACGUGUGGACCGGUGAUGCCGCAAGGAGGAGUGCAGGCGCUGGAGACCAUGUUGUAUACUUUAGAUAUAAUCAACAACGAGUUGAAGCUGAUCCCUGGGGUGACCCUAGGUGCCCACGUGCUAGACGACUGUGAUAAAGAUACUUACGGUUUAGAAAUGGCUGUGGAUUUUAUCAAAGGUUCAAUAAGCAACAUCGACGACGCAGAGUACGCGUGCAAUGCGACGGCGGUGCGCAAGGUGAUCUCAGGGGUGGUGGGCGCCGCGUCCUCCGUCACCUCCGUGCAGGUGGCCAACCUGCUGCGGCUCUUCAAGAUCCCGCAGGUGUCGUUCUUCUCGACGUCGCCGGAGCUGUCGAACAAGGCGCGUUUCGAGUACUUCACACGCACCAUUCCCUCCGACCUGCACCAGGUGCGCGCUAUGGUGGAGAUCGUCAAGAGGCUCGGCUGGAGCUACGUCUCCAUCAUCUAUGAAGAAUCCAGCUAUGGCAUUAAGGCGUUUGAAGAACUGGAAGCGUUGCUAGCGAGAAAUGGCAUCUGCAUAGCGGUGAAAGAAAAAUUGGUGAAGGACUCAGGAGUUGCUGACGAGAGGGCGUAUGAUGACAUCGUUCACAAACUGCUCACCAAACCAAGGGCCAGAGGGGCGAUUAUCUUCGGGUCUGAUCAGGAAGUGGCGGGAGUCAUGAGGGCGGUGGAGAGGAUCAACGCCACAUCCUCGUUCAGCUGGGUUGGCUCUGAUGGGUGGAGUGCUAGGUCCCUUGUCUCCGAUGGCAACGAGCGAGCAGUGGAAGGAACCAUCAGCGUGCAGCCGCAAGCCAAUGACGUCAGAGGCUUCAAGGAGUACUUCCUCAAUCUGAACGUGAAGAAUAACAAGAGAAACCCUUGGUUUGUUGAGUUCUGGGAAGACCACUUCCAAUGCCGUUACCCAGGCAGCCCGCGCACCCCAUACAACACGCAAUACGAGAGACUGUGCUCAGGAUAUGAGCGGCUCACAGACAACAACACCGAGUUUGAAAGGCAAUUGCAGUUCGUCUCCGAUGCUGUCAUGGCCUUUGCUUUUGCUAUACGAGACAUGCACGCGGCAGUUUGUGGAGGUCACAGCGGGCUGUGCCACGCCAUGAAGCCUGUGAGUGGAACUGACCUGUUGCGAUACUUGAGGAAGGUCAACUUCACUGGUCUGAGCAGAGACAAGUUCCAGUUCGAUAGCAAUGGCGACGGACCAGCUAGAUACAACAUUUUACAUUUCAAGCAGAUUGAACGAGGGACGUACCGGUGGCUCAAUGUUGGACAGUACCUUGAUGGGGAGUUACAACUUGACGUCGAUAACAUCCAGUUCAAGUUGGAGUCUCCCCGGCCGCCAGAGUCGGUGUGCAGCGCGGAAUGUGAGCUGGGCCAGGCCAAGCAGUACGUAGAAGGAGAGAGCUGCUGUUGGCACUGCUUCAACUGUACGCAGUAUGAGAUCCGGUCACCUUACGUGGAGACAGCCUGCAUGGUCUGCCCUCGCGGGACCCUGCCAGACCCCACAAGGACCCAUUGCAGACCCAUCCCAGAAGCAUACCUGAGACCAGAUUCGGCGUGGGCCAUCGGGGCCAUGUCUUUCUCUUCCGUUGGCAUUCUGCUUACUGCUUUCGUCUGCGGCGUGUGGGUGAGACACAGCUCGACCCCGGUGGUGCGAGCCAGCGGCAGGGAGUUGUCGUAUGUGCUGCUCGCUGGUAUCCUCAUGUGCUACCUGGUCACCUUCGCCCUGGUCUUCCGACCUACUGACAUCCUCUGCUCUAUACAAAGGUUCGGUACUGGGUUCUGCUUCACCGUUGUGUACGCAGCCUUGCUGACGAAGACCAACAGGAUAUCCCGUAUCUUCAACGCCAGCAAACAUUCAGCCAAGAGACCCAUCCUCAUCUCACCGAGUUCUCAGCUGGCGAUCUGCGCUGGAUUGAUUUCUAUACAGGUCCUCAUCGUAGUGGUGUGGAUGAUCGUGGCGCCUGCGCGAGCGAUGUUCCACUACCCGACCAGGGAGGACAACAUGCUGGUCUGUGACUCGUACGUGGAUGCGUCCUACAUGAUCGCCUUCUUCUACCCCAUCGUGCUCAUCGUCGUCUGCACCGUCUACGCCGUGCUCACCAGGAAGAUCCCUGAGGCUUUCAAUGAGAGCAAACACAUCGGAUUCACGAUGUACACGACGUGCGUGAUCUGGCUCGCGUUCGUGCCGCUGUACUUCGGGACGGCGUCGCACGUCCCGCUGCGCGUCACCAGCAUGGCGGUCACCAUCUCGCUCAGCGCCAGCGUCACGCUCGUCUGCCUCUUCUCGCCGAAGUUGUACAUCAUCCUGAUCCGGCCGGAGCGCAACGUGCGUCAGAGCAUCAUGCCGGUGCGCUACAGUCGUAAGCCGCCGCCGCCCACGCUCGGACACUCGCAGCUUAAGAAACCACCAUUAGCUGAUAAAGGGACCCAAACCGAGGCUGCGGACUUCAAGAAACUUAACGGCCAAACUUGUGUUAUGAAUGACAAAGAACAAACAAAAGUAGACGAAAAACCCAUCGACAGGAAAGAUAGUCAAAAUGUAAAUAAAAGUGAAAAAGUCCAAGAAACACAAUGUAACAAUAUCAAUAUCAAACCUAAUAAUAAUGAUAUUAAAGAUACACGUAGGCAUAGCAAAGUCCAGACGGAAAAUGAAAAAGCUGAUACUUUAUAGCAACGAAAAUCGACUAAGUCACUCAAUGGAGAAUAUCAAAGUAGCAAAAUAAAUUCUAGUUUUAAGAAAAAAAGCUGCUCGUGUAAAUUAAAAGAAAGGAAACCGGUCAUUGUGUAAAUUUAUAACAUUGUCCUUUUAUGAAGGCUUCUAACUUUGAAUCGGUUUCUACUAUUGUAAAUAUUAUAUUGUUAAUCAUACCUAAUCAUUUUGAAAAUUCUUCUCUAAUAUCAAUAAACUACGAAAUUUUACUAUUUACAUGUAUACCUGUUUCAUGAUUCUAAAGUACCCAACUUGUAAAUAUCAUCAUUCUUGUUAUGGUAACUGUAAGUUCCUCUUAGAAUGAUUCGUUCUCUGAAGACUUGGGCCUGUGUAUAUAUAGCAAUACUGUAAACUAUGUACAUAUUUUAAGUGAAGACAAACAGUGAUGUAUUGUAUAUACUGACGAUGUAUUUAUUUGUAUUGUUAAGAUUAUGGUGUUUGAUAUAUCAGAUGUAUAAAGUAAGUUAUGGUAAUGUAUUGGAGGACAAAAUAUGCACAAGUGAGAGUACUGAGCCAAGACAGUUGCGAUAUAAACUAGUUAUAUUUGUUGAUACUUAAGUUUUAAAGUUUACUCUAUCGUUAAGUUUACCUGUAGCUAGGUCUAUAAUUUCUUCCUUAUUAAUAAGUCUAUCGCCACUGCCUUUACUCUCUCUGUUCAUAUUUUCUAAAAUAACAGCAUGAUUAUAUUUACCAAAUAAACGGUUUGGAUGUUU